AUGGGCGACGUUGCCGCAGUUGCUUGCUGCGACAUGAGGGGCACCCGCGCGAAGCGUCGCCGCGCGGCGGGCUGCCGAAAGCCCAUGCCGCCGGCGGCCAAGCGCGGGACGCUGCCGCCGGUGCUGCCGAUGGCGGUCAGCCUAGGCGGGCCCGGGGACCAGGUCGUCGUCGCCGCUGCGCGCGUGAACGAGCAGCUGCGCACGGCCGCGCCGCCUCCGGGCUACGCUGGGUUCGUCGCUGGCACGCGCGGCGUGGCGGGGCAGACCUUCGGCAGCACCUGCCUCUCGGCGCGAGAGGCGGGUGCGGAGUGCACGCCGAGGGGGCGGGGCACGCGGCUGCAGAGUGGCGGCGCGGCGCGGCGGCACCAGAGCGGCCACACGGGCCACGGGGCGAGGCCGAGGGCCUGUGCCGGGCGGGCCGGCGAGGCGAGGCGUCGGCUGGCCGAGCCGCCGCCCACGAGGCACCGGCGCCGCGGGCCCGCCCAGGCGCCGAGCCCCCGCAAGCGGGGCGUCAGCCCGACCGCGCCUCACGAGAUGCACCCGCUCGAGGUGGUGUUGUCCACCCGCGUCCCAGGAGACCUGGCAGCGCCGCCGUUGCGCGAACGAGCUACGCGCCCCGAGUCGGCCACUGCCACAGGGUGGCGGAUGCAGUCGCCAUCGCACAGGCACAUGUCCUUCAUCGCCCCUGGUAACAUCGUGUACCUCAUCGCGCUGCUUGAUCAGUUCAUCAGCGCUACGGGCUGCUGGCGCAUGCGCAGCUGCAGUCGCCGCCAGCUCGUCAGUUUGUUCUCCACAUGCGCUCGCCGCAUCGGGACCCCCUGGUGGUGCGCGGAGUCUUUGAGGAGUCAGAUUGUGGUGCCGCUUCUCAGGUACGCGCCCUCGGUGGUCGCCGAGACCAACUUCGAUGGUGCGUGGGGAAGCAACAACGUCGGGAGCCCGUUCGGCGCCCUCGCCCGCUACAUCGGGGUGUUCGGCACUCCCCAGAACACGGCGGCCGGCGGCGCCAGCGCCCAGCCCAUCGCGAUGACGGCGCCCGUCCUCGUCUCCCCGCAGCCGCAGGGCGCCCCUGAGGCCAUCUCCAUGACGGCCCCCGUGCUGGUGAGCGCGCCGGCGGGCUCCCAGCACACGAUCCGUGGCGUUCGUGCUGCCCGCGUCCCUGUACACGAGCGUGGAGCAGGCGCCCCAGCCGACGGACCCCCGGAUCAAGCUGCGGCAGCUCCCGGAGAGGCUCCAGGCGGUGCGCUCGUUCACCUGGAACUUCCAGCCGGAUCGCGCCAGAGAGCAGCUGGCGGAGCUGCUGGCCGAUCUGGACCCAGAGGGGACCGGGACGGCUGGCGGGCGAGGCGCGGGGCGGACGGCGAGGUGGAGUGGCAGGCGGCGGGGUACAACCCGCCCUUCACCCUGCCGUUCCUGAAGCGCAACGAGGUCUGCGUCAACGUCGAGGAACCCAGCGAGGGCUGCAGGCAAUGA
Prorocentrum cordatum is the source of this 1470-nucleotide messenger RNA. NCBI's taxonomy places the organism in Eukaryota, Dinophyceae, Prorocentrales, Prorocentraceae. The record is from the annotation of a GenBank genome assembly.